AUGGAUAUUAGUCCGAGGAAGCGCUCUAAAAUUAUCGCUCUUAAUGAACACACUUCUAUGACUGUAAGAGACAUCGUUACAGCAGUGGGUGUAGGGAAAUCUAGUGUUUCCAGAAUUCUUAGAACAUUUCAAGAUUCCGGCUUAUCCUCUCCAAAAAGAAAAGGAAAAUGUGGACGCAAACGGAAAACUGCUCCAAGAACUGAUAAAAGUCAAAUAAGAAUACUGCAUGAACUAUUUCUGAUCAUUGCUAAUUUUAUUUACAGAGUCUUGAAAAAGCAGAGCCCAAAUGGCAUGUUGACAGUCUACCUCAGCCGACGAGAAUUGAUUGUUGAGGAAGGUGGUGUAGUAAAACCUAUUGAUGGAGUUGUUUUAACUGCAUCAGAAACAACACAGAUAGAACCAAGCAAGCUAUUUGCCCUAGUUGUUCUUACGUUUCGAUAUGGACGAGAAGACGAAGAGGUGAUGGGGCUUAAAUUUUAUACAGAAGCAAUCUUGCACUAUGAACAGAUAUAUCCAUGUGGGGAACGGAAACGCCCGUUGACAGCACUACAACAACAUUUAUUAAAAAAACUUGGACCAGAUGCCCAUGCCCUAACAGUGAGUGUUUCAGGACAUGCACCUCACUCUGUAGGGUUGAAACCUGCACGUGCAUAUGGUGGAAGCCCAUUAGGAGUUACCUACGACCUUAAAGUAUUUCCAGAUUCAGGGCUUUUCUUAAAAUUCUAUUUUAACAUACAUAUUUUUGUAGGUAACCGACCAGAUGAAAAACCUUCAAAGCGGAGUUUGGUUAGACUCUCUCUGAGAUGCAUUCAUCGUAGCCCAGGUCCAUUCCCUAAUCCUCCUGCAGCAGCUCUGAGUCGAGCCUUUGUCUUCAGUACAGGAAAAGUGAGGCUGGAAGCAAGGCUUGACAAAGAAGCAUACAAGUGCGACGAAAUUCUUAAAAUACACGUGUCCUUGGACAAUUCGAGCAACCGAACAGUGCACAGAAUACGAGUGACUUUGGUGCAGCAUGUGCACGUGUGCAUGUUCACCAAUGGUCGCUUUAAAAACAUUGUGGGACUGACGGAAACUGAACCAGGUCACCCAGUUAGACCUGGUUCAUGUUUGUCUCGAGUUUUUUCUGUUCGACCAUCCGUACAUUUACGAUACCCUGUUGCUUUAGCUGUAGAAGGUGGCUUAUCAGGACAGGCUUUAAAACUGUCACCAUCUACAGUACCUUCCUUAGCACGUGAAAAAAAUCCUUACGGAGUAACGGUGUGCUAUGAGAUAAAAGUAAAAGCAUAUUUAGGUGUUGUUGAUAGACCUGUUUGCUUAAGGUUGCCAUUCAGAAUGUUGGAAGAUCCACCACUGUUGGAUCAAGGAGAAAAUGAUUCUAUACGUCUGGCUGAAGAAGAUGAGGAAGAACAUGAAACGUUUCCAACAUAAGAAAUGGAUGAUUUUAGUAACUUUUUAACAUCAACUGCCAAAAAGACCACCUUUUCUCAUUAAGGGUCCAAAUCUAAGGUAUUAAAAGAUCUUAACCGUGGAAGGAAUCUAUUUUUGCAUUUUUGUAAAAUAAGCAAAAUAAAUGUAGUAAUACAAUAAUAAGAAAAGAUAAGAGAAAAAACAGUGUUCAGAAUGAGGUUUAUAAAACAUACAAGGUGUUCUCAAAACAUAACCUUUAAUGUAUAUCUUUGAAAUUUAUGCUUAAAUUUAAAUUAUUACAAUCUGUAUUUAUGGGAAAACAAACACAGAAUCGUUAAAGAAAUAAAAUACACUUGAGAAGUUCAUCAAAAUAGUAAGUUUAUUCACAAUUAAUUGCCAAUUCACCGUUUUAUGUGCUCAUUUAGCAUUCUUAGCAUAAUUUAGUCACUCCUAAAAAAAUGCACAAUAUAUUUGACUUUGGAAGUGAAUCUGUAAUGCUCAAAUAUUUUUUUCAGUUUUUUUCUUAAUUUUUUUUUUUAGAAUUAUGGUGAGAGCAAAUUUUCUAUAUAUAUAUAUCCGAUAUAGCUUUCAUCAGAAAUUGGAAGUUACAUCUAGGUUGUAAUCUAUUUUUAUAAUUAAACCUCUCCUCUAAAAACAACCCACUUUUCCAUUUAUAGAUUAGCUAAAAGUUCUAGAUAAGCACACUGGACAAAAAAUUAGUCACCCUUAGAGAAAUCAUGAAAAACAUCGCUUAAUAGCGUGUAACACCACCUCUGGAUUCUAUAACCACCUUGAUUUGGUUAGGAAGUGAGUCCGCAAGGUUUUGCAGAUACGUCGAAUCCUGUAUAAGCCACUCGCUGAGGAUUUGAUGGCGCAAAUCCACCAAAUUGCGAAGAGGUUGAUUUUAGCAUUUCAUCCAUCGUUCCAACAUGUCCCACAAUUAUUCAAUGGGGUACAAGUCUGGUGAUUUUGCUGACCAGUCGUGAUGUAAUUGAGUAUCUGAGUGUUCGCAAAACCAGUCACAUAUUCUUCCAGCCCGAUGAACUUUGCUGUUGUCAUCUUAAAAAAUAGGGGUAUCGACAACACACUCUUCAUAACGAUGUUGACUGAAAGGCAGCAUCUAAUCAUCCAGACUGUUCAAAUAAACAUUUUGGAUCUUGUUAGUGGCCACCUUAGUGAGGGAGCCCAAUCCAUAAUAAGAAAAACGCCCUCAAAGCAUGACAGACCCACCUUCGCCUUAAACCUGACCUUACACACAGUCAAUAUGAAAUGCUUCAUUUGCUCUUCGUAGCACUUGACGACAAGCGUCUUUUGAAUAAAUGCAAAAACGUGAUUCGUCAGACCAUAUUAAAUUUUACCAGUCAGCUACUGUCCACGUUCGGUGACUUCUAGCCCACUGAAGUCUCGCAGCUUCAUGUGCUUGCGUGAGCAAUGGCCUCUUACGAGAUGUU
Parasteatoda tepidariorum (common house spider) is the source of this 2855-nucleotide messenger RNA. The record is from RefSeq and is a predicted model, not a curated record. Lineage: Eukaryota; Metazoa; Arthropoda; Arachnida; Araneae; Theridiidae.